AUGGAUUCAGAGUCCACCCCCCUCCUUGAAGAGGUGUCUAGGCAUGAAAAAAUCUACAAUCGAUUCUCCCCCAUUCAGAAGCGGACAAUUGUAGCUCUUGUAUCAUGGAGCGCUUUGGUCCCGAUGUUUGCAUCAGGAUCGUUUAUUCCUGCAAUACCUCAAAUCGCGCAUGAUAUGAACACAACGGGGACAACAAUUAGUUUUGCUGUCAGUCUGUCAAUAUUCGCUGCAUCACUGGGCGGGAUGGUAUUCGCGACAUACAGCAGUUUCUACGGCCGGCGGCCGGUAUAUCUUAUCGGCACCCCUCUGCUCACCCUUGGGUCCAUCGGCGUCGCGUUAUCGCGCAGUGUUCCAGAAAUGAUGGUGUGCCGCUUUAUCCAGGCAUUCGGAACUUCUGGCGGAAUGUCUGUAGGGGCAGCGGUGAUCGGUGAUAUCUACAAGCUGACGGAGCGCGGAACGGCAAUGGGCAUCUUCUUUGGGGCAACGCUCCUUGGCCCAGCACUGUCACCUCUGGCUGGAGGAUGGGGCGCACAUUACGCCUCUUGGCGAUGGACGCAGAUCGCCCUCGCUUUCGCCGGCUUCGCCGCGUUCAUGCUGAUGUUCUUCUUCCUUCCAGAGACGAGUCACCCGGGAUCCCGUGGCAUUGACAAGAUGCUUGAAGAAGAAGAUGCAAAACAGCGAAAAUGGGUUUGGUUGAACCCAUUCUCGCCUUUGGCACUUCUACGGAGCCCUAACCUAAUGCUUUCUACUCUUUCUGGAGCGGCUGUUCUGAUUACCGACUUUGCAUUAUUCAUACCCAUCGCAUAUACGAUUGGUGUCAAAUACAAUAUCACAAACGAAUUCAUUAUUGGAGCUUGCUUUGUGCCUGGAGGGCUAGGCAACAUUGUUGGCGCACCCCUCGCAGGGUAUCUCUCAGAUCGUGCCGUUAUCAUGUCUCGUAAAAAGUAUGGCGCAAAUUCCUGGAGACCAGAGGAGCGUUUAAGAGCCGCACUCAUCGGGACUCUCAUCCCUGUACCGCUAUCUGUCCUCUUCUCAGGGUUGAUAACACAAUACAUCGACGGUCCGCUUGGGCUCGUGCUGAACCUGCUGUGCUUCUUCAUCAACGGGGUUGGCGUCGAUAUGGCUUUGACGCCGGCGACUGCUUACGCGGUGGACAUAUUGCAUUCGCGGAGUGCGGAGAUUAUGGCAGCCUCGAUGGGCCUCAGGUCAGCGAUCCUUUCCGUGUCUGUCGCACUGGUAUUACCAUCGAUCAAGAGGUAUGGCGUGGCCGUUACUGACAGUAUUGCUGCUUUGAUCGGGUGGUCCGCAUUUGUGAUGGUGUGGGUGACGAUCCGGUACGGAAAGCGGAUGAGAGAGUGGGUAGACGUGGGCUAUUCAACAGCAACAGAUACAUAG
Molecule: messenger RNA, 1395 nt
Organism: Guyanagaster necrorhizus
Lineage: Eukaryota; Fungi; Basidiomycota; Agaricomycetes; Agaricales; Physalacriaceae
Product: MFS general substrate transporter
Exons: 12
Coding region: 1-1395 (464 amino acids)
Biological process (GO): transmembrane transport
Cellular component (GO): plasma membrane
Molecular function (GO): transmembrane transporter activity
Source: RefSeq, a predicted model, not a curated record